Messenger RNA from Lactuca virosa, 288 nucleotides. The record is from the annotation of a GenBank genome assembly. NCBI's taxonomy places the organism in Eukaryota, Viridiplantae, Streptophyta, Magnoliopsida, Asterales, Asteraceae.
AUGGGCGAGUGCUCGGCGGUUUGUGGUGGUUUACUGGCGGGGGGUGAUGAUGAUGAGAUCCAACGGUUGAGAAGGUACGGGCGAGCGGUGGGGAUUUUGUAUCAAGUGGUGGAUGAUGUUUUGGAGGCUAAGGUGAAAGGGGUGGAUAAGAUCGCGAAGAGUUAUGUGAUGGUUUAUGGUGUUGAUACAGCGGUGGAAGUGGCGGAGGAGUUGAGGCGGAGGCUAAGAGGGAAUUGGAGGGUUUUGAGAAGUAUGGUGACAUGGUUUUACCGUUAUAUAGUUUUGUAG